AAUUAAAGUCGACAGAAAUCUACUGAGGAUGUCAAAAAAUACAGGAAACCAAAAACAUGACAUCAUGGAUUACGUCAUUCACUCGCGUACUCCCCUGAUGGAUUCUAUAUCAGGUAGUUCGCUGUCGACAUCACUGCCAACGAAAAAGGUGUAAAAAUGUCGGCGAAACUUGAAGACUCCAGCAAUAUGCGAGACAAAAUUGUCAAGGUUCUAAGAUCGAAUCUCCUCAUCAUCCUCAUGAUCAUUGCAGUCAUCAUUGGACUUAGCUUGGGGAUCGGCCUUCGAGAAAUCUGGUCACCGUAUGAAUCAAGAAAAAUAUUCUACCUUCGUUUCCCAGGAGACCUGCUCAUGAAUAUGUUAAAAAUGCUGAUACUUCCGCUCAUCGUGUCGAGCCUCAUCACUGCCAUGGGAAGUCUUGACACCAACGCUUCCGGUCGUAUGGGCCUGCGCACAGUGGUGUACUAUAUGACGACAACAUUUUCCGCCGUGAUUUUAGGAAUCAUCUUGGUAGUGACUAUACAACCAGGAAACAAAGGAGACAAGAAUAUCACUAAAUCAGGCAAACCCAAAGACGCUGAACCGUUAGACGCUCUUUUUGACCUCAUAAGAAACUGCUUUCCAGACAACCUUAUAGCAAGCGCUUUCCAGAAGCAAGUUACAACAGUCGGAAACAAAACAGUGAAACUAAAGACGGGGAGUAAUGUGACGGGAACCAUGACGACCAUGGCGAUGAACCUCACUGGCAAUAUGACGGGGGAAAAUUCCACGGACGUCACCAGUAUGGUGGUGGACACACUGAGUGUGACGAAGGCGUCUGGAAUGAACAUCCUGGGUAUCGUGGUCUUCUCGUUGUUUCUGGGGGGCGUUCUGUCCAAAAUGGGAGAAGAUGGUGCCCCUCUGGUCAAGUUCUUUGAGUGUCUCCACAUAGCAACCAUGAAACUGGUCACUCUCGUUAUAUGGUACUCGCCCGUGGGAAUAAUUUUCCUGAUCGCCUCUAAACUAGUAGAAAUGGAGGACCUGGGCACCAUGUUUGAACAACUGGCGUACUACAUGGUGACGGUGCUGUCCGGCCUGUUCAUCCACGCCUUCAUCGUUCUACCCAUCAUCUACUUUGUCUUCACCAGGAAAAACCCAUUCACGUUCAUGGCUGGCAUGAUUAAAGCUAUCCUGACAGCGUGGGGAACUGCAUCAAGUUCCGCCACACUCCCGCUGACCAUGCGCUGUCUGGAAGAGAACAAUGGCGUAGAUCCCCGCGUGACCAUGUUUGUGACCCCUAUAGGAGCCACCAUCAACAUGGACGGCACGGCACUCUACGAGGCGGUGGCCUCCAUCUUUAUUGCUCAAUACAUUGGUCAGACACUCAACGUAGGAGAGGUCAUAGUCGUCAGUCUUACAUCAACAGCAGCUGCCAUUGGUGCUGCAGGCGUUCCACAAGCUGGCCUGGUUACCAUGACGAUCGUACUGACGGCUGUCGGCUUGCCAAUAGAUGAAAUAACGCUCAUUUUAUCAGUUGACUGGUUUCUGGACCGUUUCCGGACGGCUGUAAAUGUUUUGGGUGACGCCUUUGGGGCUGGGAUUGUGGAACACCUAUCGCGUAAUGAUAUCACAGACGUUUUAGAAUCGGAUGUACCGCUAAAAGAGGAGAAAAAUGGCUUUCAGCCUUCUAAGGUCGCCGUGGACGAUUGUGAUACCAGAAUGUAGCUGAUCCAGCAGGGCCAUCAUAUGUAAUCGGAAUUCACGAAAUCAUGGAAUAAAUUGUGUAACGGACUGCCCAUUUUUGGCUUAUCGUAGAAUUCCAAGGUUUAGGUGGGGUGUUGUUCUCCUGUAUUAACAUCCCCGACAAACCAAUGAGAAAGUUCAGUCCUUCAUCCCAUAAUAGUAUUUUAAUGCAAAUUCAUAGUCACCUAUUUGUACCUUUUUUUUUUUAAAUUUGUUACCUUUUACCUUUUGUUAUAUUGCAUACAGUUUUUUAUGUCAUGAUCUUGUUUUGAAGUUUUCUGUACAAUGCAUAUACAAGGACAUGAUAAAUAUUUUUAAAUA
This is a messenger RNA of Ostrea edulis (European flat oyster), 2040 nucleotides long. Its product is annotated as excitatory amino acid transporter 1-like. Lineage: Eukaryota; Metazoa; Mollusca; Bivalvia; Ostreida; Ostreidae. Gene Ontology annotation, molecular function: glutamate:sodium symporter activity; L-glutamate transmembrane transporter activity; neutral L-amino acid transmembrane transporter activity. Gene Ontology annotation, cellular component: plasma membrane. Gene Ontology annotation, biological process: L-glutamate transmembrane transport. The transcript has 11 exons. Bases 157 to 1701 code for a protein of 514 amino acids. The record is from RefSeq and is a predicted model, not a curated record.